AUGUCGGUCUCAGUGGUGGUGGAACGGGCGACGGAGACGAUCGGGGAAUCCCCACAUUGGCUGCCGGACAGAAAGAGCCUUCUUUACGUUGACUGUCUGAUAGGAGGUGUCCGGAUAUGGGACUCGAUGACCGGACAGGUGAACAAGGUUCACCUAAAGGGCUGUGUCGGUUUUGCGGCACCCCAUAAAGAUAACCAUUACGUCAUUGGUCUAAAUCAGGACUUGUGCUCUUUGGAUUGGAACAGUCAGAAUAUCACGAGGCUUGCUUCCGUUGACAGCGGGCUACCAACCCGAGUGAAUGACGGGAAAUGUGACGCGAACGGUCGGCUUUGGGCAGGUACAAUGGGAUUGUUCAGUGCCUCGCCACUCGAUGACCCACUGGAGAAGCGAGGUCAUGGCUCCUUCUACUCGCUGGAUGCAGACGGCAAUGUCAAGCGUCACAUGUCUAGCCUGAAUAUUUCUAAUGGGUUGGAAUGGUCCACGGAUAGCCGGGUUAUAUACCACAUAGACUCUGUUCCAGGAACACUAACAGCUUAUGACUUCGAUCUCUCUGCCGGAUCUUUAUGUAACCCGCGGGUGAUCCUGGAGAGCCGGCCUGAUACCCUGGCUGAGAUGGGCCGGCCGGACGGCAUGACGGUGGACAUGGAAGACAAGCUGUGGGUGGCGUGUAUCACAGCUGGCAAGGUGAUCCGACUAGACCCGGAAACAGGGAAGGUUCUGCGGACUGUGUCUGUUCCUGCCAUAAAAGUGACAUCGUGUUGUUUUGAGGCGAGGGGAUGGACGAAUUGUACGUGACGUCUGCCCGUAGUGGACUGACGGACGACCAGCUGAAGGCAUCCCCGCUCUCAGGGUCCGUGUUCCGGAUCUCCGGGUUGGGGGUUAAAGGCAAACCUUCCUACAACUACGGCGGAUA
Liolophura sinensis is the source of this 913-nucleotide messenger RNA. RefSeq names its product regucalcin-like. The record is from RefSeq and is a predicted model, not a curated record. Bases 1 to 795 code for a protein of 264 amino acids. Gene Ontology annotation, biological process: L-ascorbic acid biosynthetic process. The transcript has 5 exons. Lineage: Eukaryota; Metazoa; Mollusca; Polyplacophora; Chitonida; Chitonidae. Gene Ontology annotation, molecular function: calcium ion binding; gluconolactonase activity.